Alternaria infectoria is the source of this 630-nucleotide messenger RNA. RefSeq lists its product as uncharacterized. Gene Ontology annotation, biological process: transmembrane transport; fungal-type cell wall biogenesis. The coding region runs from base 1 to 630 and encodes 209 amino acids. The transcript has 2 exons. The record is from RefSeq and is a predicted model, not a curated record. NCBI's taxonomy places the organism in Eukaryota, Fungi, Ascomycota, Dothideomycetes, Pleosporales, Pleosporaceae.
AUGCUGCACUCCGGUCGUUCCACCGACACCCCGAACAAUACGUUCACAAACGACAACAAGACCUCGAGAUCCGCUCUCACACGUCCAGGCGACAUGUAUCUACGAGGGUGCACUCAAGCUCUGUUGGCAGCCGGCCUGCUGCUCACCACUCCGGUCGGCUCCGUCAACGUAGACGAAGAUGGUACAUGGGUGGUUGGAAUCAUCGAUGGCGACAAAUGGCAAGUCAGAGACGACAGACAGCCAUCUCUUUACACUGCCGACUAUGGCGACUGCCUAGGCAAGAGCGCCAUCAACGUUACACGGUUCGACGCAGCCUACUACAAAGACAACAUGACCAUCAUCUUUCACCUGGAAGGCGAGACUGGGCUCCGAAGAGAAGACAUUAUGAUGAAUAUCGGCGUUUAUGCGUACGGCGAGAGUCGAUUCGACCUGACCUUCAACCCUUGCGACGCCAACAUACUCAGCGCUUGCCCCGUCAAAGCCGGCGUUCCGAUCGAGGCGGCGGGCAUCAUACCAAUCAAUCAAGACGACGUCGCAGGGAUCCCAGAGAUUGCGUUGAGCAUUCCCGACUUCGAAGGCCAGGCCAUCCUGCGGCUGUUCUCCAACUCCACACAGAACGAGGGUAAGUAG